Molecule: messenger RNA, 5100 nt
Organism: Gossypium arboreum
Lineage: Eukaryota; Viridiplantae; Streptophyta; Magnoliopsida; Malvales; Malvaceae
Exons: 19
Coding region: 236-3895 (1219 amino acids)
Source: RefSeq, a predicted model, not a curated record
UGCCAGCUCAUAAUAACACACCUCGCAAUCGCAUAGAACUACGCUUAUACUUACAGCUAAGACUCACUUCCUCCGCGAACUUUAACAAUUUUUCCUCAUUUUUCUCUGUUCAAAUGUAGAAAUUUAAUCCAUUCUAUAAUCAAAAUUUUAAUUUCUCUAAAAUUUUUAAUAUUUUAAAAAAAAAUAAAGUUUGGAGUCGAAUUGACAAACAGUUGUAGGUAGUUUCGGAAAUCCGAUGACAACGAUUUUCAGUCCCGGUCGGAGCCCCGGAAGUUCGAGGCUUCAGUUAGGAACAGCUAGUGGAGUGUCCAGGCUUAGAUCUCCGUCGCUUAAGAAGCCGCCGGAGCCGUUGCGCAGGGCGGUGGCGGAUUGUCUUUCUUCUUCGUCGUCUUCUUCUUUUUCGCCAGCGGCGGGGGCUGGAGGUCUUAGUUCGUAUCACCAUGGAAGUCAGUUGGUUUUAAAUGAAGCUUCGAGGACACUUCGGGACUAUCUGGCAGCACCCUCAACAACUGACCAGUCUUACAUUGUUAUUUUAGAGCAUACAAUUGCAGAGAGAGAACGCAGCCCAGCUGUAGUGGGAAGGUGUGUGGCACUCCUGAAGCGAUACCUCUUAAGGUAUAAGCCCAGUGAGGACACGUUGCUGCAAAUAGAUCGGUUUUGUGUCAGCUUAAUUGCGGAAUGUGACAUAAGUCCAAAUCGAAGGUUGUCACCUUGGUCUCGGUCUUUAAAUCAACAAUCGGGUUCAUCAGCAACAUCAACAUCAUCUGCAAGUGCUUCUCCUUUAUUGCCUGUAUCUAGUUUUGCUUCUAUAGCCCUUGUAAAGUCAUUGAAUUAUGUGAGAUCCUUAGUGGCUCAACAUAUUCCAAAGCGUUCAUUCCAGCCGGCAGGUUUUGCUGGGGCAACCUUGGCAUCGAGGCAGUCACUUCCUUCGUUGACAUCUUUGUUGAGUAGAUCUUUCAAUUCCCAGCGAUGCCCUGUGAAUGUUGGAGAGUCCUCAGAGAAGAAAGAUGCUACAGCUUUAUCUGUUUCAAACUUGUCAAACAUUGAGGACGCUGAUCAAAUAGAGAAUCCUGAAUAUAUUGCACAUGAUGUUUUGAAAUGGCGCUGGCUUAGGGAUCAUCAGUCACCCUUUACUGAAAGUGACCACUCUGCUUAUGUGCAAGACAUGAGUGCACAUAAUUUCUUAGAGGUAGGAGCAGCUGCUUUACUUGUUGGAGAUAUGGAAGCAAAAAUGAAUGGCCAGCCCUGGAAAUAUUUUGGCACUGCUGAUAUGCCUUAUCUUGAUCAACUCUUACAGCCUUCACCAGUCACAACAAUUGCCAAUUCUGCUUCUGCUCGCUCCCAUUUGAGAGCAAUUACAGCAUUGAAACGCAGUAAAGGAGGACCUCAUCAAAUUUGGGAUGAUUCUCCUGCAAGCACAUUCCGCCCACGUGCCCGACCACUUUUCCAAUAUCGCCAUUACAGUGAACAACAACCUUUGCGUUUGAACCCUGCUGAGGUAUGCGAGGUCAUUGCAGCUGUCUGCUCUGAGACAUCUUUAACAAAUGCUAAUACCAUGACGGUAUCUUCUAGACUAAGUAAUAACAGUGCAAAGCCAUCAAUGGAUGUGGCUGUGAGCGUCCUUAUUAAGCUGGUUAUUGACAUGUAUGUCUUGGAUUCUGGAACUGCUGCUCCUCUCACUCUAUCUAUGCUUGAGGAGAUGCUUAGUUCUCCAAGGACAGCGUGUAGGGUGCGUGCUUUUGAUUUAAUUCUAAACCUUGCAGUCCAUGCUCACUUGUUAGAGCCCCUGAUAAUUGAUGAUAAUUCUGUAAUUGAGGAAGAGUAUUCUCAAGAAUUACUUUUAAAUAGUGAAGAUCAGCUUACCACGCAAGGGAGAAGGAAACUAGCUUCUUCCAAGAAGUUGGGAAGCACCUCAGCUAUUGAUAAAUUUGAGUCUUGGAUUUUAAACAUUUUAUAUGAUAUACUUCUUCUUCUUGUUCAGAUUGAUGAGAUGGAAGAAGCUGUCUGGGCUUCUGCCCUAAGCUGUUUACUAUAUUUUGUGUGCGAUAGAGGCAACAUUUGGAGAAAUCGAUUAAAAGGACUUGACAUCAGGGUUGUCAAGUCAAUUUUGGUGAUUAGCCGGAUAAAUUCCUGGGCUGAAGUUGUGCAUUGCAAGCUUGUUUGUAUCCUAACAAACAUGUUAUAUCAAGUACCUGGUGAAUCUACUAAGGCCAUCAUGAGUACAACGAAUUUUCUUGUUGACCAGCUUGACCUGAUUGGAGGAAUUGAUUUUAUCUUCAUUGAGUAUUCAUUGUCAACCUCAAGGGAGGAAAGAAAGCAUCUUUAUUUGGUGCUUUUCGACUAUGUUUUGCAUCAAAUAAAUGAAACAUGCAUAUCAACCGGAGCUUCUGAAUAUAGUGAUGAUGAGAUUCAGCCAAUUGCUGCACUGCUCACUUUGGCUGAUGCACCGGAAGCCUUUUAUAUCUCUGUUAAGCUAGGGGUGGAAGGCAUUGGGGAGCUUUUGAGAAGAUCACUGUCAACUACAUUGGAUAGAUACCCUAACAGCGAGCGGUUACAUACGCUUUUGGAAAAUAUUACGGAGAAAUUAGAUAGAAUAAUUAGUUCAUUUACUCAUUUGGACACAGAGUUCUUUCAGCUGAAACAGAUAACAAAAUCCAACAAGUUGAAGGGCAAUGUUGAGGGUUCAUCUACACGAAAUAGUGUUGCAAUGAAAGCGAAGCUGGCUUGGUCUAUUUUACAUUCUCUUCUUCAUUCGGAUAGAAUCCUUUACCGCCAAAAUGGAUUUAUCUGGUUAGGAGAUCUGCUUAUUGCUGAAAUAAGUGACUUGAGGAAUGGGAGUAUAUGGUCUAAUGUCAGGAGCUUGCAGAAUAAAAUUGCUUAUGCUGGUGUUCAUGAUUCCUCUGAUCCUUCUGAUAUUCCUUUGUCUAUCUGGCUGAUGUGUGGUCUUCUAAAGUCGAAGAACAAUUCUAUCAGGUGGGGCUUCCUAGUUGUUCUAGAGAGGCUUCUCAUGCGAUGCAAGUUUUUGUUAGACGAGAGUGAAAUGCAACAGCCAAGCAACAGUGAUGUUAGCCCUGACAAUAGGGAUACUCGACUGGAGAAAGCAAUUACAGUGAUAGACAUCAUGAGCAGUGCUUUGUCCUUGGUGGCUCAAAUAAAUGAAACAGACCGUAUAAAUAUUUUAAAGAUGUGUGAUAUUCUAUUCUCUCAAUUGUGCUUGAAAGUUCCCAAUUCAAAUUUGAUGCCAUUUGGAGAAGGAAUACAGCGGCCUAAAGUUUUCACUCGCACAGAAGAAAUUAGAAAAAGUAGUAAUAUAGAUUUUGUAUCUCAACAAGAAAGCUGUCCCUGGGAUCAGAUAAUGGAGGAAACUGAUAGCAAAUCAGGCUACAGUGUUAGUAGUCAUUUUGUAUGCGAGACAGCUUCUAUGGCUGCGCUGCUACUCCGAGGACAAGCCAUUGCGCCAAUGCAAUUAGUUGCACGUGUUCCAGCUGCUCUUUUCUAUUGGCCUUUGAUUCAACUUGCGGGUGCCGCAACUGACAACAUUGCACUAGGUGUUGCUGUUGGAAGCAAAGGAAGAGGGAACCUUCCUGGUGCUACUUCUGAUAUUCGGGCUACCCUUCUUUUGCUUCUAGUUGGUAAAUGUACUGCUGAUCCUACAGCUUUUCAGGAAGUUGGUGGGGAAGAAUUUUUCAGGGAACUUUUGGAUGAUACUGAUUCUAGGGUGGCAUAUUACUCUUCGGCUUUUCUAUUGAAGAGAAUGAUGACUGAAAAACCAGAAAAGUACCAACACAUGCUACAAAAGCUUAUCUAUAAAGCUCAACAGAGUAACAAUGAAAAAUUGCUUGAGAAUCCAUAUCUUCAGAUGCGCGGGAUAUUCCAACUAUCAAAUGAACUUUGAACUUAGUUGCAUUUGACGAUUCUUCUCUGCAGAGUUUAAAUAUACAUCCAGCUGGAGGCACUGUAGUAUUCAUUAACAGGACUUUCCUUGUGAAUUUUUAACCCUAGCAAUAUUCGGCCCGACUCUCUGAGUCUGUUCUUGAUGUAUGCUUGAUUAAGUGAGCCUGCACAAGAUAGUUUGGAAUCCUAAAGUAGUUCUAAGAUGCAAAGUUACUGAAUUUAGGCGAAGACUUUGCGAUUCCAAGCCUGACUCCCUUUCUUAGGAAAAAAAAUGAUUAGAAUUGUGAGCUUUGAGACUCUGGAUGAUGGUGUAAAUUCUUAGAAUGCCGCUAUAUAUGCUUCCAGAUCUGCUGUACAAAUGGAGUGAAGGAGAAAAAAUGGGGCGAUUGGAGCUGUCAAUUCAUCUGCCUUACAGUUGUGUUACUGGAUUGUGUAUAUCAAAGGGUUGAACGUAUCUUCAGAUAUUCUUUAUGCUUAACACAAUACAGAAGCAUUUCUGGGCAGCUAAAGGAGACUUUUUUUCUUUGUACAGAAUUAGAUUUUCCAUUGGCCUUAACACAUUUUUUUUUUUUUUGCAUUUUGGGUUUAAUAUCGGCUACUUUUUAAAGGCCAUCCUUGGUAAUAAAAAAAAGAACCAUCCAAGUUUUAACUCAUAGCUGUUCGUUGCUGCGAUGGCGAUAUGAACUACAAAAUAGGACCUUUUUAACAUGCUCGGAUUCCGGUAACAGGGAGUUAUCUCACCUUGGAUGUCUUUGUUUUUAAUGGACAUCUCCAAAGUGUGUUGCAUGACAUGACAUUGUAAAUAUGUGAAUUUGUCUUUUACAUUUUUUUGACUUUGCCUUAUUCUAUUCUUGUAAAAAUGUUUUGCUGAUAAUUUUUGCAUCAUAUUGCAAGUUUUGAUUGUUUGAUUUUUGAACCCAAAAAAAAAAAAAAAGAGAGAGAGAAGAAGAAGAAGAAGAAGAAGAAGAAAAGGCUUUGCAUCUGAGAUUUAUGCUAUUAUCAUGUGUUUUUAUUUUAUUUCCCCCCUUUUUUGUGCAAUAAGGAAACAAGUUUGUUGGUUUCUCAGAAUAAUUUUUUUGCAAGGCUUUUUUCUUUCUCAAAUCUUUGUUAUAUUUCACUUUACAAAAAUGGUUCAAUGAUAUGUUUGUAUUCUCAUUAUUCAUUCAACUUCAUUUUAAUAAAUCUGUAUUUGAUAGGGAUAUGAAA